Messenger RNA from Kalmanozyma brasiliensis GHG001, 459 nucleotides. RefSeq names its product GNAT domain protein. Gene Ontology annotation, biological process: N-terminal peptidyl-glutamic acid acetylation. Gene Ontology annotation, molecular function: protein N-terminal-serine acetyltransferase activity; protein-N-terminal-glutamate acetyltransferase activity. Gene Ontology annotation, cellular component: NatA complex. The coding region runs from base 1 to 459 and encodes 152 amino acids. The transcript has 3 exons. The record is from RefSeq and is a predicted model, not a curated record. NCBI's taxonomy places the organism in Eukaryota, Fungi, Basidiomycota, Ustilaginomycetes, Ustilaginales.
AUGAACAUUCGCGAGGCGACGAUCGACGACCUGCUGGGCAUGCAGAAUUGCAACCUGCACAACCUUCCCGAAAACUACACAUUACGAUACUACCUCUAUCAUGCGCUGACAUGGCCACAGCUCUCGUACGUGGCUGAAGAUGAAAAGGGAAGGAUCGUCGGAUACAUCCUUGGCAAGAUGGAAGAAGAACCAGCCGAUGGAAUCGCGCACGGACACGUCACCAGCAUCAGUGUGCUCCGCUCGUAUCGUCGACUUGGUCUCGCCAACAAGCUCAUGAAGCAGAGUCAGGAAGCUAUGCGAGACGUCUUUGGCGCAAAGUUCGUCUCGCUACAUGUCAGGCAGACGAACCGAGCGGCUAUUGGCUUGUAUCGCGACACACUCGGAUUCGAGGUCCACGGCGUCGAGAAGGGCUACUACGCUGACGGCGAGGAUGCCUUGCACAUGCGACUCAACUUUUGA